Molecule: messenger RNA, 1059 nt
Organism: Drepanopeziza brunnea f. sp. 'multigermtubi' MB_m1
Lineage: Eukaryota; Fungi; Ascomycota; Leotiomycetes; Helotiales; Drepanopezizaceae
Source: RefSeq, a predicted model, not a curated record
AUGAAGCUUCUCUUCAUCUCCAGUUCCAUUCUCGUUCUAUCCAUCAGCAUCUGCUAUCGUGAACCGCUCCUCGACCUCUUCCACAUCUUUGCAAACUACAUCUCUAUACCUACUACUCCCCUCAAAGCUUUCGAAACGACUGCCCCAAUACCAAUACCUCAAGAACCUUCUAUGAGCGCGCUCAACGCCGUCAAGACCACCAUGUCUCAAGCCCUCUCCCACGCCAAAAUCGUCCCCCGCCGGUCUGGCGACCGCGGACACGCAAAUCAUGGAUGGCUAGACUCCUACCACACUUUCAGCUUCGCCAACUACUACGAUCCGCGAUUCCAGAACUUUGGCAGUCUGCGGGUCCUCAAUGAAGACCGCGUCGAUGCCGGUACAGGCUUUCCCACGCAUCCCCACCGCGACGCCGAGAUCUUCUCCUACAUCCUCAGCGGCGAGCUCACGCACCGGGAUAGCAUGAUCAAGAAGGGCGCCGAAGGAAGCCAAGGCGACGAUUUCUUCCGCAUGAAGCGCGGAGACGUGCAGUUUACCACCGGUGGAAGUGGCAUCGCUCACUCCGAGCAAAACGAAUCCGACAAGCAGGUGCACUUCCUCCAAAUCUGGGCCCUCCCCUGGGCCCGUGGCCUCACCCCCAAGUAUCACACCAAGACCUUUAGCGAGGACGCCAAACGCCUCGCCUUCCUCCCCAUUCUGUCCCCGCUCGUCGGCGGCAAGGACGCUACGCCGGCACAGGAGAAAGCCGCCGAAGCCACGCUGCCAGAUACGAUCCCCAUCCACGCGGACUUGGUGAUGGGCGCCGGAAUCAUCCCGGUCGAUAAGCGCUUCCAGUGGACGAUCGGCGCAGGCGCGGUAGCCAAGACGGAGGGACGAAACGUCUAUAUCCACCUGCCCAUGACGAAGAAUGGCAGCUCGAAGAUUAGGAUCGAUGGCCGCGAGGAUGCCGUGUUGCGCGAGGGCGAUGGAGCGUUUAUCAGUGGUGUGAACGCGGGGGAUGUGUUGAGCGUGGAGAGUGUGGGCGAGGCAGAGGCUGAGGUUGUAAUUUUGGAUAGCGACUAA